This is a messenger RNA of Cyanidioschyzon merolae strain 10D, 918 nucleotides long. RefSeq lists its product as hypothetical. The coding region runs from base 1 to 918 and encodes 305 amino acids. NCBI's taxonomy places the organism in Eukaryota, Rhodophyta, Bangiophyceae, Cyanidiales, Cyanidiaceae. The record is from RefSeq and is a predicted model, not a curated record. The transcript has a single exon.
AUGCAUUGUGACCAUCUCGACGCCCUGAGUAUCGUAACGGGCAGAGACGGGGGAUGCGCUGUGCGCCUCGUUCAGAGCGUUCACGAGCAUCCACAGAGCUCAUACCGCAAAAUUUUGGCGAUAGUGGACGAAACCGUGUUGUCGUCGCCGACAUUGUCGGUUGUGCGGAGGCAACAAGCGUGCAUUCACCAAUAUCUUCAAAGAGCUGGAAAAACUGAAGCCCAUAACUCGCGUCCUUGGGUUGCAGUCUACGGCGCCAGACAUGCCGCUGUGCGCAAGGGCCGUACUCGUGCCUCUUCCGCCAGAGCGUACAACGAAUUCAGGAAUCGAUUCUAUACGAUUUUCAUCGAUGAUAUCGUGAUUCUAUCCACGCAUCACGAGCAAGCGUGCACAAUGAAACAGGUGGAGAGGCAGCGCUUGCAACAGAGCCGGAUGGAUAACGUGGUGGUGUACCGUACGCUGACCGAAUGCCAGAUAGCGAGACGAUCGAAAAAGAGCGGCUUGCUGGUAUGUGAUUCAACCAGAAAACACACGCGGACGCAUUUCCUGUACCGAGACUUGACCACCACGAUCAACCUUCGGAAACGUCUUGCGCUUCCACAGCAUCUGGCGGCUUUUUUUCGACAAAGCUUUCAAGCGAAUCGUUUGGUACUCUGUGUGGGCAUUGGGCUAAAAUGCGCAAGUCCUUCGAUGAAAACAUCAGUGCUCAGGAGCGAGGGCAUUGAAUCGUCGCUUGGACCACUGAACUGGGGUUUUACGCUUCAGCUACCCAGCAAGGCUGCUACUGGGCUCACAGACACCUGGAACACCUGUCCUUGGCCAUCGAUGAACGAUAUUGGUGUUCCAUUAUUCGAUAUUGCAGCGUGUGCACGCUUGAAACCAACGCUGCAUUGUUUCGAUAUAGACAGGAUUACCUAG